AUGGACAGACAAUUCCCCAUCAUUGAUCCCAACAUAUGUAUGCACAUUGAAGAAAAGCGUGAUUUCGAUCUCGAUCCCCGUCUCUGGUCUUCCCUUCCAAAGGCAAUGGGCCGCGAGUUUCGAGAACGCUUGCAAGAUUCCCCCACUAUACGUUACGACCCUACAGAACUCGCCCGUCUCGCAGCGGUAAUCAGUGAAAUCCAUCAUGCAAAGUCUCAUGUGGUGACCAACGGGAUGGUGGUCGUCGCAGAAGUCGGUGCUGAACUGUUUCGACUCGGGGAUUCGCAAUCCUACCAGAUUCGCGUUUACCUCAGUCGAAGGCUAGCAGCGCCUAAAGGAGUACACUGUGAGGGCAAGCCAAGGGACGAUUGGACUGGUACACGUUGGCAAUACUUCUUGGAUGAGAAGUGUGAAAUUGUCCCGUGGCCGGACCCAUCUACAUUAGGACGACUGGUACGGGUGACAGAACCGGUCGAUCCGCACGGACCUUGUCUCGACGCGAUUCAGAGGCUCGAAGCACAAGUCAGUAACGCUUUGACAUCCAUCAGCAACACAUCUGAGUCCGCCCAAACUGAGGGCGGCGGAACAGUCGCCACCGACGUCCCAUCCUACAUCGACUAUAGUGUGGGCCCUUCUGACGAUGAGGCAGAUCUCAACACUUCUGCGCCUCCGACCAUUGGAGCUGAAAGGCCGAGUCACAAACGCUCGAUCAGCAAUGCUGGACAAUCAGACGACGGAUCUCGAAGUUCGAAUGGCAAACGGCCGAAGCAAGAGGAACAGGACUAA
Messenger RNA from Filobasidium floriforme, 786 nucleotides. RefSeq lists its product as uncharacterized. Lineage: Eukaryota; Fungi; Basidiomycota; Tremellomycetes; Filobasidiales; Filobasidiaceae. The coding region runs from base 1 to 786 and encodes 261 amino acids. The record is from RefSeq and is a predicted model, not a curated record. The transcript has a single exon.